AGAAGAAGAAGAAGAAGAAGAAGAAGAAGAAAUGGAAGAAGUGUCUCUGACGCUCUCCGUAAGGAGUUAACUAAAAGGUUUAUUCAUCGUGUUUCUUUGAAAGAAAAAUUAAAUUAAGUCCAUGUCGAAGAAUUCUUUAGGGGAAAACAAUGUGUUGAGCCUCAGAACAUUCUUCUUUCCGUGGACAGUUAGCAGCUGCAGCCGGACAGUUUAGUGUUGUAGCACCUUAGCUCGCUAAGGUAAAAUGGCUCCGGUGCAGAUCGGCUCCGAGGGGCAGCUCGUUCCGCUCGGAGGUCCAAUGGUUUCGGGUCCACAGCCGCCUCCACCCGGGGCUCCGGCCACACAGGGAGUCCGACUCAGCCUGCUCAUUGAAUUUCUUCUCCAGAGAACUUAUCAUGAAAUCACUCUGCUCGCGGAGCUGCUUCCUAGAAAAACAGAUAUGGAGAGGAAAAUUGAGAUUGUCCAGUUUGCCAGUCGUACCAGGCAGUUAUUUGUGCGUCUUUUGGCCCUUGUGAAGUGGGCAAGCAAUGCAGGAAAAGUUGAAAAGUGUGCGAUGAUCUCCAGCUUCUUAGACCAGCAGGCAGUCCUGUUUGUCGAUACAGCUGAUCGGCUAGCGUCGCUGGCCAGAGAUGCCCUAGUACAUGCUCGUCUUCCAAGCUUUGCCAUCCCCUUUGCCAUUGACGUCCUCACCACAGGAUCAUAUCCACGUUUGCCCACAUGCAUACGGGAUAAGAUCAUUCCUCCAGAUCCCAUCACAAAAGCUGAGAAGCAGACCACACUGAACCAGCUCAGCCAGAUUCUACGACACCGUCUUGUCACCACAGACUUACCUCCUCAGCUCGCAAACCUCACAGUGGCUAACGGGCGUGUCAAGUUUCGUGUGGAAGGAGAGUUUGAGGCCACCUUGACCGUGAUGGGAGAUGACCCCGAUAUUCCCUGGAGGCUGCUGAAGUUAGAGAUUCUGGUGGAGGACAAGGAAACUGGAGAUGGCCGAGUCUUGGUCCACAGUUUGCAGAUUAACUUCAUCCAUGAGUUGGUUCAGGCACGUCUUUGUGCUGAUGAUAAACCCCUACAGGACAUGUACAACUGCCUGCACUCCUUCUGUCUGUCGCUGCAGUUGGAGGUGCUCCACUCUCAGACGCUGAUGCUGAUCAGGGAGCGCUGGGGAGACCUGGUGCAGGUGGAGAGAUACCUGGCUGCAAAAUACCUUACGCUCUCUGUUUGGAACCAGCAGGUGUUGGGUAGGAAAACUGGCACUGCAUCAGUGCACAAAGUGACCAUCAAAAUCGAUGAAUCAGAUGGUUCUAAGCCAUUGCAAAUAUCUCAUGAGCCACCUCUCCCUGCCUGUGACUCUAAAUUAAUGGAACGUGCUAUGAAGAUUGAUCACCUGUCUGUGGAGAAACUUUUGAUUGACAGCGUACAUGCUCGGUCCAAUCAGAAGCUACAGGAAUUAAAGGCAAUUUUGAAGGCGCACAAUCCCUGCGACAACUCUUUCAUAGAGACGGCUUUGCCCACACUUGUUGUUCCAAUACUGGAGCCUUGUGGUCGUUCAGAGUGCCUGCACAUCUUUGUUGACCUGCACUCUGGUAUGUUCCAGCCCAUGUUGUACGGACUCGAUCAGUCCUUGCUGGAUGACAUUGAAAAAAACAUCAACGAUGACAUGAAGCGCAUUAUCUCUUGGCUUCAACAAUUGAAGUUCUGGUUGGGGGAGCAGCGCUGUCGACAGUCUGUGAAGCACCUUCCCACCGUGUGCUCUAACGUUCUCCACGUCUCCAACUCCACCUCUCAUCCUGUCGCCAGUUUGUCCAAACAUAAACUCUUCGUCAAGCUCACGCGAAUCCCGCACUACUACAUUGUGGUGGAGAUGUUGGAUGCACCCCACAGCCCCACGGAGCUGCAGUACAAGUACGCUUUUUUGUCUGUGACUCAGCUGGAAGGAGAGGAUGGACCCAUGUGUGCACAGCUGCUGCAGCAUUUCAAGGCCAACCUGGAGCAGCUUGUUCAGGAUACCACCUCAGGAAGGGGAGCUCGUUCAGGAGCAAAGAGAAAGGUGUUUGGAGACCAAGGAGACUUGGAGCCAAAGAAGCCCAAACGAUCGGGGGAAAUGUGUGCUUUCAACAAGGAGCUGGCUCAUCUGGUGGCGAUGUGCGACACCAACAUGCCCUUCGUUGGUCUCAGAACAGAGCUGUCUAACAUGGAGAUCCCAAACCAGGGAGUGCAGGUGGAGGGAGACGGCUGCAGUCACGCAGUACGUGUCCUCAGGAUUCCUCCCUGUAAAGGAGUUGGAGAAGAGACCAGGAGAGCGUUGGAGCGUUCUGUGCUGGACUGUACGUUCCGUCUGCAGGGCAGGAACAACAGAACCUGGGUAGCUGAACUGGUGCUGGCUAACUGUCCUCUCAACAGCACACACAGCAAAGAACAAGCCACCACGCGUCACAUCUAUCUGACCUAUGAAAACCCUCUUUCGGAGCCAGUGGGCGGGAGGAAGGUGGUGGAGAUGUUCCUUAAUGACUGGAAUGCGAUCAGUCAGCUCUACCAGUGUGUCCUCGAAUUCUCUCGUGCGCUACCAGAAAUGCCUUCUUACCUGAGCCAGUUCGCCGAGGUACGACUGUAUAAUUACCGUAAGCUGGUGCUUUGCUAUGGCAACACCAAGGGCAGCUCUGUGACCAUCCAGUGGAACUCCAGCAGCCAGCGGUUCCACCUGGCCCUCGGCACCGUGGGGCCAAACUCUGGGUGCUCCAACUGCCACAAUAUCAUCCUCCAUCAGCUGCAGGAGAUGUUCAACAAGAGCCCGAAUGUCAUGCAGCUGCUGCAGGUGCUUUCUGAUACCCAGGCUCCCCUCAUUGCAAUCAACAAGCUUCCCACGGUUCCCAUGCUGGGCCUGAGGCAGCGCACCAACACAGCCUACCAGUGUUUCUCCAUCCUGCCACAGUCACCAACACACAUCCGCCUGGCCUUCCGGAACAUGUACUGCAUUGACAUCUACUGCCGAAGCCGUGGCGUGGUUGCCAUUCGGGAUGGAGCUUACAGUCUCUUUGACAACACUAAGAUCGUAGAGGGCUUCUAUCCUGCCCCAGGCCUCAAGACGUUCCUGAACAUGUUUGUUGACAGCAAUCAGGACGCUCGCAGACGCUCGGUCAAUGAAGAUGACAAUCCUCCCUCACCAGUGGGCGUAGACAUGGACAGUCUGAUAAACCAGUUGCAGCCACAACCAAUGAGAGGCGGUGGUGGAGGCGUGUACCCACCCCUCACUUCACCGCCACCGAACUAUCACGCCAACGUAACUCCAUCUCCAUCUAUGAUGCCCACACAGUCCCCAGGGAACAUCCAUGCCUCUGGCUCCCCUAGUGGAGCUCUAAGGGCACCCUCUCCUUUUGGGCCUACCCCAUCUCCAUCUUCUCUGGGCAUAGCCAUGGGCCAGACCAGCUUUGCCAGUCCCCACGGUGCUCUGGACCCUAGCUCUCCUUAUACCAUAGUGUCACCCAGCCAGCGGGGCCAGUGGCCAGGCUCACCUCAGGUUUCAGGGCCUUCUCCAGGUGCAAGGAUCCACGGAAUGUCACCUGGUAACCCAUCACUGCACUCACCCAUUCCUGACCCUCAUUCUCCACGUGCUGGGACUAACAUAGGUUCCCAAGUCAUGCCAACCAGUAUGCCUCCACCCCGCAAGGUCCCUCAGCGCCCCUGGGCUGCCUCCAUUCCCACCAUACUCACCCACAAUGCCUUGCAUGUGCUCCUGCUCCCCUCACCCACACCCUGCCUUGCACCAGUCCUGGCAGGAAGCUACCUCUGUUCGCCUCUGGAGCGCUUUCUUGGUUCAGUUAUCAUGAGACGCCACCUGCAGAGGAUCAUUCAACAGGAGACCAGUUUAUCCAUUGUGAAUUCUAACGAGCCUGGAGUCAUCAUGUUCAAGACUGAGGUGCUGAAGUGCCGCGUGGCUCUCAAUGCCAAGAACUACCAGACGCUGCAGCUCAAAGUCACUCCAGAAAAUGCAGGACCUUGGUCCCAGGAGGAGCUUCAAGUCCUUGAGAAGUUCUUUGAGACCCGGGUUGCUGGUCCUCCAUUUAAGUACAACACUCUGAAUGCCUUCACAAAGCUGCUGGGAGCACCGACCAACAUCCUCAGAGACUGCGUGCGCAUUAUGAAGCUAGAACUGUUCCCUGACCAGCCGACACCACUGAAGUGGAAUGUCCAGUUCUGUCUGACCAUUCCUCCCAGUGCUCCUCCCAUCGCACCUCCCGGAACCAUCGCUGUGGUUCUCAAAUCCAAGAUGCUCUUCUUUCUGCAGCUGACCCAGCGUAUCCAGGUCCCUCAGGAGCCAGUGAGCAUCAUCGUGCCCAUUGUGUAUGACAUGGCCACAGGCCUGACCCAGCAGGCCGACAUACCCAGACAGCACAGCUCGUCCGGGGCUGCAGCGCUGAUGGUCUCCAACAUCCUCAAACGGUUCAAUGACCUGCAUCCCGCUAGACAGGGUGAGUGUACGAUAUUCGCUUCUGUUCAUGAGCUCAUGGCCAACCUUACUCUGCCCCCUGGUGGUCGUCAGUAGGACCAGCAAUGGAACUGGAGCUUUUUUUUUUAUUUAUUUAUUUAUCUUCAAUAGGAGGACAGAUACUUUUAUGAGCUGUGCGCAGUUAUGGCACCAUAUCAAAACACAGCAUGUAAUCCACUACACCUGCUGGACUGGAUUUAUAAACCCUGUUAUCAGUGACUUUAAAAUACACGGAACUGCAGACUACAAAGUUUAUUAUGACUUUAAAAGCAUCGCUGUGAAGGUAAGGCUUGAUUUCCAGAGGCAUUUUAUGCAAAGGAAGAAAAAUUUUGUUUUUUCCUUUUGAUGCACUUGUACACAGAGGAUUAUCUACUUAGUUUAAGUUUGUUUAUAGAAGAUAUGUAUAUUAUUGUAGAUUUGAGUGUAAAAAGAUCGGGGGGGGGGGAAUUUUUGCUGGGAACUUUAUUCUUCAGGUGACACUCGUAUCAUAUCAGAAUAUGUGUUCCUUAGCAGUCCUUGCUUUAUUUUAUUGUACCUUUUUAUUUAAAGCUUUCACUUUAGACAGAUACUUUGUAACCUGGCUGUAUUUUUUAUCAAGCCCCUCUUUGAUUAUUGAAGAAGUGAAAACAUCUUGUUUGACUUUUACCAUUUAAUAAAGCGACCUCACAUUUG
Thalassophryne amazonica is the source of this 5158-nucleotide messenger RNA. It is a transcript of the gene med14, whose product is annotated as mediator complex subunit 14. The transcript is spliced from 29 exons. Gene Ontology annotation, biological process: regulation of transcription by RNA polymerase II. NCBI's taxonomy places the organism in Eukaryota, Metazoa, Chordata, Actinopteri, Batrachoidiformes, Batrachoididae. The record is from RefSeq and is a predicted model, not a curated record. Gene Ontology annotation, molecular function: transcription coregulator activity. Gene Ontology annotation, cellular component: core mediator complex; mediator complex. Bases 245 to 4543 code for a protein of 1432 amino acids.